This is a messenger RNA of Penicillium longicatenatum, 243 nucleotides long. RefSeq lists its product as uncharacterized. Bases 1 to 243 code for a protein of 80 amino acids. The record is from RefSeq and is a predicted model, not a curated record. Gene Ontology annotation, molecular function: flavin adenine dinucleotide binding; oxidoreductase activity. The transcript has 2 exons. Lineage: Eukaryota; Fungi; Ascomycota; Eurotiomycetes; Eurotiales; Aspergillaceae.
AUGAGUGCUGUAUAUGACUUUGUCAUUAUUGGUGGCGGUAUAGCUGGCCUGGUGGUUGCUUCUCGACUCAACGAGGACCCUAGCACCUCCGUCCUGGUUCUCGAAGCAGGCGCCGACUUGAUAGCAGAUACUCGCGUGAACAUCCCCAUCUUUUAUGCCGCACUUAUUGGAUCCGACGCUGAUUGGCAAUUUCGCUCUUCGCCUCAGUCCGGUCUCAAUGGCAGAAUGCUUGGUCUCAACUAG